Oryzias latipes (Japanese medaka) is the source of this 1503-nucleotide messenger RNA. RefSeq names its product claudin-34-like. NCBI's taxonomy places the organism in Eukaryota, Metazoa, Chordata, Actinopteri, Beloniformes, Adrianichthyidae. Gene Ontology annotation, cellular component: bicellular tight junction; membrane. The record is from RefSeq and is a predicted model, not a curated record. Gene Ontology annotation, molecular function: structural molecule activity.
UGUGUGUGUGUGUCUGUGUGUGUGUGACCUUUUGACCUAUGUUUGGGUGGGCUGACAGUUUAUUUUUACAAGGUCUGUCAACACCUUAAUAGCUCCUCCCCUCAGCAUCAUCUCACAUUUAUAGAUUAAUCUCUAUCGUUUUCAUAGAGCAGGAAUAGUUUUUUUUUUCAUUUUUAAAUAAAGAUUUUCUUUUAAUUUAAAUUUGUAAAUGAAACAUAAAAUUUGUCCUCGAAAACUAAAAGAUAAGGUCUUUAAUCUCCACAUAAAGCAGAGGUGACUGUAGACAGAAACUGUAACAUCACUCCCGUCAUAUUCAGUUAAUCAUUGUCAAAGGAUGAGGAAGUGUUCCAUUGUUGUAUAGAUCAGACAAGGUUCCUCGUCAUCUCUUGUUUUCAAACGCCGGACGCCGUGGCUGCUGCUGCUCGACAGACAGACUCAGGGGAAGCUGCAGGUGUUUGUUCACCAUGUAACUCAGGUGAGAAAGAACACCAGGAAGAAACAAAACCGGUGCUUUGUGGAAACAGGAAGCCGGACAAGCAGAACUGUUGCCUGAGGCUGUUUUGAGUUCCUAAUGCCAUCAGUUUUUACCAGGCCAAAGACUAUCCGGGUGGACUGGCGCCUUGACUUACUAUGACCUACUUGGCCCACACGGCCCACGUCCAGUUUGUCGCCCUGUGGUCGGCGUUUAUUGGCUGGACGCUCACCGCCGUGGCUCUUGGACUUAUCCAGUGGAGGGUGUGGCUCGUCCCCAGUAGUGAUGUGAUCACGUCGGGGGUGGUCUGGGUGGGACUCUGGAGGACCUGUUUCCACAGCCACACUGAAGUGACUGAUGGCUGGGCGAUCAUGAAGUGCAACUCCAUAAGGUUGACUGAAGCCUUCACGCCUCCAGAGGUAGCAGCGGGUCAGGUCCUCAUGCUCCUGUCCCUGCUGGUGGGACUUUGUGGGAACGCGGGCGGAGUUUAUGCCAUGAGGAACGCUUACUUCGGGACGAAUGAAUACUCCUGUGUUCGUCUGGGUUUUGUCGUCACCGGAGCCUUCUGUUUGCUGGCCGCCACGACGUCACUGAUUCCUCUGUUGUGGAAUCUGAGCUCUGUGGUGGCCAACCAGACCAUCCACUUCCCACCGGAGUUCAGACUGCCUCAGGCGCCGGAGUCGCAACACGUGGGCUGCGGGAUUUGGAUUGGGAUGGUAGGCGCAGCCCUGACGGCUGUGUCAGGGAUCGUCUUCAGUUCCUACAGGGUGGCGGGGAGGUUUCAGCAUCAGAUUCAGCCUUCUCUGAGGGAGCAGCUGCAGCAGGACUCUUCUGCACCUUCCACGAUGGACUACAGUGGGGUCGGCGUCAGGGGGCUGGACAACCCUGGAUUUGAAUUUGACGAUCACCUGUAAAAAAGCAGGUUCUUCUGCUUUGAACUCUUUGGUCACUUUUGUAAACAUUUUCUCAAAGGUGUGCUCUGCAGACUGCAAACUUCACCAAUAAACGGGUAAUCUAGUUCCAGACUGUCU